CUUCAAGUUAUUAUAUGUAAUACAUACUUUCUAAUUUGCGGGUAUUUUGUAGUCAUAAUACAAGUAUAUGAUGUUGGUUUAUAGCAUUCCGCAAACUCACUAGUUAUUUUUCGAUAUUACUUGCAUAUUUUUAACAUUUAUGUGUUCGUGGGGAGACGGCUAUAAGGAUAUUGUAAGGAAAGGUUUGUUUACGUUGAGAAGCCAUCCUCUACACUACUAAUCUCGCCUUAUUUCUAAUAAUUUUCAUCAUAAACAGCAUCUUAAAUAUAAUGAUGUAAAUCAGCUUCUGAAUGCAGAAAGGGAGAGAACAUCAGCAAUCAUGAACUCUCUCAAAAGUUUCAUGAAUAAGGUGGGAGAGCGGGUGCGUGAAGUGGGUCCUCAAGCAACAGGACAACCUUCUGGUAAUGGUGAAAAGCUUGAUGGAGAUCCUGGGGAAGCAGUGGAGGGCUUUCUAUGUCCAACAUGCUAUAUGAGCUUCUCAACACCUGAACUACUUCAAGAUCAUUAUGGCAGACACAUAGACCCAUCAGCCAACUAUUUAUGUCCAGUUUGUAAGGCAAGACUCAAUUCACAACAGGAACUAGAAAAGCAUUAUAGUACUAUUCAUGGAAUGAAAGAUACAAGUGGACACAGCCUUGAGGCUUUGCGUGAAGAGUUGACAGAAUUAUCUACAAACUUGCGUGAGGAACGCUGGUACUCAGAGGAGCUGAAAAAAGAAGUUGAAAGACUGCAAGAUGCCUUCAAGAAAAAGGAUGGAGGGGAAGACAGUUUUGUGCAUAAGUCUCAGUUAGAUGCUGUUGAGGAAUCUAAAAUGUUGCUAACAUCAGAAGUUGUGUUGUUACGGAAGCAAUUAGCAGAAUCUAUAGAACUUAACAGUAGCCUGCGCUCUGAGAAAGACAUGCUGGAGUGUCGUGCUUCAGAGUUUGCAGUGGAACGGGCGGAACUGCGUGCAACUUUAGAUACCCUUCAAGCUGAAAAAGUUGGCCUUGAGUCAGAGCUGCAUGAGAUAAGAUCAAAUCGUAUGAAUCAAGAGAGUGUAGAGCAAGUUGAGGCUCAUCAGAUGCAGCAAGACAUUGCCAAGUUACAUGAACAGUUGGUAGCUAAAGAGAAAGAGAGUGACUCUGUCAAGCUUUUGGAGGAUAGGUUUCGACUAGAGCUUCAGUCUGUACGUGAAAAGCUCAUCAACAGAGAUAUUGAGGCUAGCAGUUUCCAGGCUAGGGAAGCAGCACUUCAGAAUGAUCUUAAAGCAAAGUCAGAGUUGGCAGCUGCCUUAAAAGAAGAAAUAAAAAACCUCAAGGAUGAAGUAGAUAUUAUGAAAAAGAAACUACAGGGUAAGGAUGAGGAGGUAUCACACAUGCGUAGUCUGCUUGAAGACAAGGAAGCAGCUAUGGCGGGAAAUGCACAACAGACCGAUGAGCUGAAGUCUAAAUGUGCUAAUUAUAUGGAGAAUAUUCAAGCCCUGGAAGCUCAGGUUUCUGAGCUGAGUGCAAAGCACGCAGCUACACAGUCUGAACUUGAAACUUUACGAGAUCAACUACUGUCACUGCAGAAUAAAUUCCUUGAAGCAGAAAAAGAUAAAAACAGCCUAGCUCGGGAGCUCAGUGAAAAAAUUGGUGAAUUAGAAAGUUUGAAGGAAAAACUAAAUGAUGUCUCUAAAGAGGAGAGUGAAGUAUUAAAGAAAAAGUCUGAGCAGGUGGAGGAAUUACGUAAAAGUCUCAGAGACGCUGAACAUGCAAGAAGUACUGCAGAAAAUGUUCUUGUGGGAAAAUCUGAAGCCAUGGAACAACUCAACAAUAAAAUGACAAAUAUUGGUAAUGCUCUUAAGGAUUCAAAUGCCAGAGCUGCAACACUGGAAAACAAUUUAAGAGAGAGAGAAAAAUUAAUUGAAAAACUGCAAGAAAAAGUGAAAAUUAUUGAUAUUUUAGAGGCUAACUUAACCAAGGAAAAAGAGAUGAUAAAAGCAAAAGAUCAUGAAAUUUUGGAAAUGAAAAAGAAAAUAUCAGAAAGUGAAACAAAAAAGAUGGAAACUGAAAAAAAGUUUCAAGAUAGUCAAGAAAACUUAAAUAAUGUGCAGUCAGCUUCCAAACUUCUUAAAAGUGAAUUGGAUUCUAUCAAAGAGAUUUUAAAACAAAAAACUAAUGUUAUUGAGGAUUUGCAGGGCAAGCUUAGAUUAGAAUUAACUGAAAAAGAGAACUUGAAAAGUAAGCUUGCAGUAUCUCUCAUUGAGGCUGAGAAUAUGAAAGAAAACAUUCAGAAACUGCAGUCACAAAAUUCUACCUUAGACACAGAAGUAAAAGCAGCAUUAGCAAAGAGUGUUAGCAUUGAUGCAGAGCUUAAGAGAUUAGCAAAUGAGAAAAGCCAACUUCAAGAGCAUGUAGCAACUCUGGAAGGAAACAAGUCCCAUUUGGAAAAUACUUUGCAAGAACAAUCUGUAAGACAUUCUCAGCAGGUGCAAGAAUUAGGAGAGAAAUGUGAGACACUGAAGAAUGAAAACAAGGUGUUAGCUGAGCAAGUGAGCAAUAUUACAAUGGAGAAAGAUUCUCUGGAAAGAAAGAAAGAUAUGAUGACUCAUGAAAUCAAGACCAUUAAAGGAGAUUUAGAGGAAGCUAGAACAAAUUACAAGAAAAUUCAGGACCAGGUUGAGGAACACAAAGUGAACAUAGUCAAAUUUAGUCAAGAUAAAGCGAAGUUAGAAGAGACUAUUAAUGAUCUUCAUGAUAAGAUAAGGAGCUUAACUAAACAACUUGAAACUCAUAAAGAGAAAGCAGGAGAGCUGGAGGGACGUUUAGCUACACUGGAAGCUGAAGCUGCUGCUCUGGCUGGAGACAAGCUUGAGUUAGAGGUGCGUGUGGAGGCAGCUAGUGAAGAGCAACGAAGCCUGGUGGAACGAUGUGUUGCAGCAGAGUCAGAAGUAGACCGGCUGCAGAGCCAGUUGACACAACUUAGGCGCAAACUGGAUGACUCAACUGCUGCUCUUCAUGAACUUGGAAGAGAGAACCAGAAUUUACAGAUGGAGGCAACAAAAUUAGCUGGGCGCAAGUGGGCAGAUGACUCGGAGGUGCUUAACUGUUUAACCUGCAGCAAGACCUUCUCCAUGACUAUAAGACGUCAUCACUGCCGUAAUUGUGGACAGAUAUUUUGUAAUGACUGUUCAAAUAAGCAAGCACCACUAGAUGCUAAUAAGAAGUCUGUCAGGGUUUGUGAUGCUUGUUACAAUGAACUGACAUCAAAGUUGUAGAAGCAGUGCUAAAAACUGCAGAUUUGUGAAAUGUCACAAUUGAAUUAAUGAGAAUAAUGACAAAGAAUAUGAAUGUACACUCCUAUUCUUAAGCAUAAGCUUUUUUAACAAUACUUUUGAUAUUAUUUUUCAAGAUAUAUAACUAGUACUGUAUAUGGUAAUUGGGAAUAAUUAAAAAUAUACAGUUUUAGAGCUUUAGCUUUAACUAAAAAAGUUAAUGCAGGCAAGUAAGGUGAUUAACAUCACUAUUUAAGCAUAA
Messenger RNA from Cherax quadricarinatus, 3497 nucleotides. The record is from RefSeq and is a predicted model, not a curated record. NCBI's taxonomy places the organism in Eukaryota, Metazoa, Arthropoda, Malacostraca, Decapoda, Parastacidae.